This is a messenger RNA of Salarias fasciatus (jewelled blenny), 1062 nucleotides long. It is a transcript of the gene pi15a, whose product is annotated as peptidase inhibitor 15a. The transcript has 6 exons. The record is from RefSeq and is a predicted model, not a curated record. Bases 152 to 928 code for a protein of 258 amino acids. Gene Ontology annotation, cellular component: extracellular region. NCBI's taxonomy places the organism in Eukaryota, Metazoa, Chordata, Actinopteri, Blenniiformes, Blenniidae.
ACCAACUCCUCACUUGUAGCCCUACCUCUCUCCAAUCUGCUACCCAGGCUGCAGAGGUGAUCCAGCCUUUGGCAGCGCAGGAGCAAGGGACUGCCACGCGAGGAAAAGAAAAAAAAUAAGAGUCAUCCCGGACGCGGGAUAUUGCACCGGCAUGAACAUGAAGCAUCAGUUAUUUGCCAUAGACUUAAUGCUUUUGUGCAUAUCUUGCGGAGCAAGUGCGCUGGCGACGAGUCUCCCCGCGUCCCUGCCAGCCGCGAAUCUCACCAGCCUUGGCGCGGCGCACAGCUUUGGAACAGACACUACAACACUUUCUAAAACCAGGAGGAAGCGGUACAUCAGCCAGAACGACAUGCUGGCAAUCCUUGAUUAUCAUAAUAAAGUCAGAGGGAAAGUGUUUCCUCCAGCCUCCAACAUGGAAUACAUGGUGUGGGACGACACUCUGGCGAAGACAGCCGAGGACUGGGCUCAUGCGUGUCUGUGGGAGCACGGUCCACCUAACCUCCUCAGGUUCCUGGGUCAAAACCUCUCUGUCAGGACAGGACGCUACCGAUCCAUCCUCCAGUUAGUGAAGCCGUGGUACGACGAGGUCAAAGAUUACUCCUUUCCUUACCCUCGUGAUUGCAAUCCGCGGUGUCCACUCCGGUGCUACGGACCCAUGUGCACCCACUACACACAGAUGGUUUGGGCAACAUCCAACAAAGUGGGCUGUGCUGUACACACAUGCCACAACAUGAACGUAUGGGGCUCAGUGUGGAAAAGAGCCACAUAUUUAGUUUGCAACUACUCUCCAAAGGGUAACUGGAUCGGGGAGGCCCCCUACAAAGUAGGCGUCCCCUGCUCUGCCUGCCCUCCCAGCUACGGUGGCUCGUGCAGCAACAACAUGUGUUUCCCUGCUCUCAGGACAAACUACCUGCACUGGUUCAAAUAAACACAGGCUUCCUCUCAACAUAAGCUGACAACCUACAGUACCACAGAGACUUUCUUUUAAUCCAGUGAGGAUUUGCACAAAAAGUCGUGAACAACGCUAUUUUGUAUAUAUGGGCUUAUUUAAGGACAAAAAAA